GUACUGCAGCGCCAGAGAGAUGUCUGCUAGUUAGCUGCUUCCUAUAGCACGUUGGCUGUUUUCUUUUCCACCUUAAAUGAACCUUGCAUGCAGCAUUAUUAUCUGUAAGUGAAUGAUUUUCCGCGGCCCACGGUUUGUCAACAUCGGGGCCAAAUGUCGGACAAAAAGCGAAGACGAGAGAAGGAGGAGCGCCGAGACCACAAGAGGCACAAGUCCUCCAAACAGGAUUUAGAGAAACUCAAAACACACACGAAAAAACUCAACCAAGAAGUCCAACAGCUGAAACACGUCGAGACGUUCUAUGAGAAACCUCCCCCGGGACUCAUAAAGGAGCACGAGGACAAACCAGAGGACUGUAUCCCCGCCGAACCAGGAAAUGAAGCAGCCAGGAGCUUCCUGGCGAACGCGCCCACCAGGGGGCUGUGGAUGCCUCUGGGGAAGGAGGUGAAGGUGAUGCAGUGUUGGCGAUGUAAGCGCUACGGCCACAGGACAGGAGACAAGGAGUGUCCGUUCUUCAUCAAAGGCAACCAGAAACUGGAGCAGUUCAGAGUGGCUCAUGAAGACCCGAUGUACGACAUCAUUCGGGAAAACAAAAGGAAUGAAAAAGAAACCAGGAUCCAACAGCUGCAGCAGAUGCUUCAGGACACCACUUCCUCCAGUUCAGACAGCUCCUCUUCCUCGUCCGACCACCAUCGCAGCAAGAAAAGGAAAAAGGGGAAGGACAAAAAGAAGAAAGACAAGAAGAGAAAAGGCAAACGAAAGCACAAGUCCUCCAAAACCUCUGACUGCUCGGAUUCAGAUUGAGUGUAACAUGCACUAUGUGUACAUGUGUGCUACUUGCUGUAAACACAGGAAGAGACUGAAUGAAGUAGCAGCAGCAGCAGCGGUAGAUUACACGCAGUAGUGAAGUGUGUUCUCAGUGCACUCUGAAGACCUUGUUUAAGCCUUUUCUCUGCUGGUUGAAACUGUAAGUCCACUGCACGUGACGCUUAAUUCUCUCCAGGGUGACGACUUGCAUUUGCAUCCUCUCUGUUGGAUCGUACAACAACACAGAGCCAUAUGGCACCACUGCUUUAAGUAAGUUUGUGCAUAUGUGUGUGUCAAAAAGCAUUAGCCGCAUGCGUAAUGAAUCGUAAGUGAUAUGAGAUAAGCCCGCUGGUGUAAGAGAUAAUGUUCUUUUGCGGGGUCCAAUAAGAUCGCAUGUCAGCAAAUACAGCGUGUUAUUAAGAGAUUGUAUUUUCCAACCAUAUUUUUGUAUCCUCGCCAUCUCGCUGGCAUUAAAUACUUUGAUUGUAGAGUGUGUUAAAUGCAGAGGUGGAAAAAUAAGGCCGAAUCAGUACAGUGAUAGUUUGUCUUCCACACAAGCCUGAACGUUUGAAUGCUUGUGACUGUACACAAAUAUUUGGAAUGAUUUGAGGUUGGAAUAUGCUUAUUUGCUCUGAAAAAAAAAAAAAAAAAGGGCAUAGAGGUGAAAGAAUGUAUGUGAAUGUGCUCCCUUAUUCUGAGAAUAAAGAUGGCUCUCUUGCUCCAAUGUUUACCCCGCUGAAGGCUGCAAAAACAAAGAUGUCAACAAUGUUGGCUUUGACUUAAUGUCUACGAGACGUUCUCAUAUUGAUGACAACUUAAUCUUUUGAGGACGAUGCAGUGAAACUCCAGGCGUAGAGGACGGAUCAUUAAAAAGUGCACAGCACGGCACCGCAGUGACCUUCCCUGGAGGCGAAGAAGCCAUUUUUCUUUUGAUCUCGUCCUGCUAUCAAUCUGAGGACACUUCAGACUGCUUCUUAAGAGUCUUCUCACAGGUUUGUAACCUCGACAGCUCAGAAUGUUCCCCACUUUCUGUCCUGAGCUACCGGCAGCAGCUCAAGGUGCACUUACCCUUUAGGCCACAUUUUGAGGGAAGUCUGGUGCAUCUCUCCAUCAUGAGCGAGACUCCCUGUGGAAACGAACUCGAAACAUUUUCCCUUUUUCUAAUGACCCUGACAGAGAGACAAUUACAGCAGACCUACAGGGAACAAGCAAACUAGAUUUCCAUUUAGAUUUGUGUCUUAAGCUUUUCUGAGUAGCUCAAAUGCUGCAGGGAGUGUGUGUGUGUGUGUUUGUGAAGAGUGAUGGAGAUACAGCCAUGAGAGCGUUUUACCCGAUGAUUGAGAGCUCUCUCUCUCUCAUCUUCUCUCCGUCCAUCCCCUUUUUUUCUGGCGCUUUUGACCAGCAACCUGAGAUAAAUCAGCCUCAUCGAAGCGGCCUGUUCCAGCGUUGACUUCUCUCUUUCUGAGUACAACCAUGAAUCUCUCAGAUGAGAUUCGUUCACUGGCUGCUCAGAGGGAGGUUGCGCCACGUGGAGAGAAUUUGGUCAGCGGAGAGUCUUUAUUGAAGCACUCUGUCUUCUUGGACAAGGGACAGGUCAGAUUGAGUGCCAUGCUCGUUGAGACGAUUGUGUAAGAGGCUCAGUAUAUUUUGCAGAAAAUUAAGUCUUUUGAGACUCGAGCACUGCGCUUAACGCAUGAAUAACAAUCCUUGUUUGCCCAACGGGAAAGAUGCAGUAACAAGGUUUCUCUCUUCUUUUUUUUUUUUGGUAAUGUGAUAUCAUCCUCACACGGGCAGGAGGUUGUGAAGCAAGGACAGCUCGAAUCCAAGUGAGUUACACAAGCAGGUAAAAGUCCAUUCAUGAGGGGAGAAGAGUUUACCGUGUGAGACGCAACAAGAAAUGAGUGACACUGCGUUUUACUGGGUGCAGAGGUAGAGUGUGCUGCAUCGUGAGUCUGCACUUUACGGGAUGCACCAUGCAGCAGCAGGCCUACUUCACAUAUGAACUGACCGUAUGGGCACAGGCUCAGAACCACCCCAGUGCCUCUUUGCAGCCUCAGAUAAAAUGGUCACAUCUGAUGUAUCGCUCUGAAGCUCAAGUCACAAAAACUCAAUGAUCUUGUUUUGUUUGUUUGCUGAUGUUCCCUAUACUGAAUUUUGUAUUUAGACAUUAUUUAUACACAAUUUAAACUGUUUGGAUGUUGAAAACCUUCAAUCUAACGCGACUCUCAAACAACAGAAUCAUUUCAAACCAUUUACUUAAGUCUGUUUACUUUCAAAGUGACCUUCCUAAAAUCUAUUAAAAUAACCGGUUUGCCUUCUGUUAUUUCUGUACCAGGCCUUCACAGCCCAUGUACGCAGUCAAAUUAACAAUUUUAGUGGAGGACACAGGCUGGUGUUUAAAUAGGCAGAGGUUUGCAUCCUGUGUAUUUCACAGAGAGACAAACAAACCUGAGAAAAAGAAAGAUUUCUGCCCAGAUUAUUUAUCAGGAGGGGCUGCAGGACUGUCUGCUCGACACUGUUCACUCCCUCUUUUACUCUUAAGCACACUGGCUUUAUAUCAGAAACAGUAUGUAAUCACU
Anarrhichthys ocellatus (wolf-eel) is the source of this 3386-nucleotide messenger RNA. It is a transcript of the gene rp9, whose product is annotated as RP9 pre-mRNA splicing factor. The coding region runs from base 154 to 804 and encodes 216 amino acids. Gene Ontology annotation, biological process: RNA splicing. The transcript has 6 exons. Lineage: Eukaryota; Metazoa; Chordata; Actinopteri; Perciformes; Anarhichadidae. The record is from RefSeq and is a predicted model, not a curated record.